UGGAGCAGAGAGGACAACAGUCCUGUUUACACACUGUUGAUCACAGAGUGGACCAUAUGACCGGAGUGAGAAGAGAGAGGGGGGGUGAGAGUGAAACUGAUGGCAGCUGAACAUUCAGGGCUUGGACAGAGAACCCAACAGAGAUAAAGAAUAGGGAUAAAAAUAUAUAAAUAUAUAGUUAUGCAUCAACAAGGAAUUUCCUAAGCUGAGACUCUGAAAACGUCACAGUCAUGUCGGACAGCGCAGGAGGAUGACUGGAUAACUACGUCUUCUCAACUGCACAGGAGGUGAAAGAGUGACUUCCUUCAUGAUGAAGUGUGCUGUGAUUCUUUUAUUAACAAGUUGCUUCACCUGGUCUUCAGCUAUAUAUACCCCCAACAGAGCAGCAUCCAAGAAGCUGAAGUUUCUCCUCGAGCCCCCGGUGUACCCUGAGGUUGCGGGACGAAGGGGAGAUAAUGUCACCUUGCCGUGCAUCCUCAGAAGCAAACCCAGCCAUUACAAGAUUAAAUGGACAAAGCUGCAGCCGGAACAUGUCGGGCCAGAGAACAUUAUCAUGAUCUCAAAUGCGCAUGCCUUUAAGCCAUACGGCAAUCUUGGGCAGCGGGCUUCUCUCCGGAAGGCUCACACCAUGGACGCCUCCCUGCAGCUCAGACAUCUUGAGCUGGAAGAUGGCGGCACGUAUCGGUGUGAGCUGGUCAAUGGCAUCGAGGAUGAAAGUGUUGAUAUUACUUUGAGGAUUGAGGGUGUGGUCUUCCCAUAUCAGAGUAAAAAUGGUCGCUACAGAUUCACUUUCCGAGAAGCCAAGGAGGCUUGUGCUGAGCAAGAUGGGAUUUUAGCCACAUACAGUCAGCUCUACAGAGCCUGGACAGAGGGCCUGGACUGGUGUAAUGCAGGCUGGCUCCUUGAUGGAACCGUUCAUUAUCCGAUCAUUCAUCCUCGACCCGUCUGUGGAGGAGAGUUGCUCCCAGGCAUCCGCAGUUAUGGACCAAAGGAUAAGGAUCAUGAUAAGUUUGAUGCCUUCUGCUUCACCUCCCAGAACAGUGGCUCCGUCUUCUACAUCUCGGGGUCUUUCUCCUUUGAGCAGGCAGUUCGUGCUUGUAGACGCGUGGCAGCGGAGCUAGCAUUGGUCGGCCAUCUUUAUGCCGCCUGGCGUUUCCGAAACUAUGAUCAGUGUGACGGCGGUUGGCUGAGAGAUGGUAGCGUGCGUUUUCCCAUCAGCAACCCCAGGGAGCGCUGUGGAGGCAUCCCUGAGGCAGGGGUGAGGUCAUUUGGAUUCCCCAACAAGACAACACAUCUGUAUGGAGCCUACUGCUAUAGGUAGCCAAAAAUAAAAUAAAAAGAAACAAAUACACUUUUUACAGUGUCAGAGCUGUGGGUCCUUAUAAAUAUAAAAGGCUCAGAAUUCACUGUACAAUAUAAAUAUCUUGGUCCACCAAUGGAUUGUCAGAAAAAACGAGACCUCACAUCUGAAACUACAGACAUUUGCAGUUCUAUUUUAUCUGAGCUUUGUUUUAUUUUCAAAAUUUAAGUAUUCACGUAAAUGUGACGUGUUUUGAAUUUUCUUAGUGUAUGGCCCCAUUUUCACAUAAUUUGCUAAAUCCAGAUUUUGUCUAGAGACCAAAUAGCAGUAGCUCUAAACUCUGCAUUUUCCACUGAUAUGAACCCCAAAACUGCACCAAGAGAGAACACCCAAUGACUGGACCAUAUGACCACCAAUUCUUUACAUAACUGAACACCUUUUUCCUGUAAGAUUAUUUCUUCUGUAUAAAGAAGAUACACAAAUCUGACAUAAAAAAAGAAUAUAUCUUUUCCCCUGUAUGCUUGUAAUUUGUCCACCAACUGCCAGCCAGAUGCUGCUAAAAUUAGGUUAUGGCUGGUAAACCUUCAGUUUCUCUCCAGCUUUUAUGUUCUCAAAUGCACUAAUUGUUCUUGAAAAAAACAAAAACAAUUGUGAGUCAGUAAAGCACAGAAUUGCACUGCAUUUAGAUGACACAAGCUACUAGGACCAAUGGUAUAAUUAGAAGAUUGGAAGCAAGUAGUGUAAUACAUGUUUUUCUUGCACAAUCAUCUUCCACUAAAUCUAUAACACAGGCUAUCCAUUUAACGUGACUUUGACCUGCUUUGAGUUUAUGGAAGUGGUUCAUCUGUAAAUUAAUGCCAUGCAAUUUAAUUUAUUCAAUAAAAGAUGCAUCCUCAUA
Molecule: messenger RNA, 2198 nt
Organism: Acanthochromis polyacanthus (spiny chromis)
Lineage: Eukaryota; Metazoa; Chordata; Actinopteri; Pomacentridae
Gene: hapln2
Product: hyaluronan and proteoglycan link protein 2
Exons: 6
Coding region: 308-1321 (337 amino acids)
Biological process (GO): cell adhesion
Molecular function (GO): hyaluronic acid binding
Source: RefSeq, a predicted model, not a curated record